This is a messenger RNA of Cladocopium goreaui, 2940 nucleotides long. Lineage: Eukaryota; Dinophyceae; Suessiales; Symbiodiniaceae. The record is from the annotation of a GenBank genome assembly.
AGGCCUUCCUGGACAGCUGGUAUGCAGCACCUCUAUGGGCAGGUUUGAAAGAGAGACGACCAGACGUCUAUUCGCAGAUGCUUGAGAAGAGGAGACAGACUCGUCCGCACUUAGCAGCACAUUCACUGCUGGGGCUCAGCCUCGCCUCCCAGCCGAACUUCCGGCCUCACUUGGGGCAACACGUUCCCUUCUGGUAUGUUUUUGGUGAGCUGGACAGCAAGUUUGCUGAGAUCGGGAAAGACUUGGCAGCAUGUUCGUCUAAGGUCCAUUCCCUUCCAUGUGGUCAUGCUGUGGUAGAAGAAUGCCCCAGAGAGGUGGCCGAUUUGCUGUUAAGCCUGGUGAAGCAAUUGCCUUCUCCAUCUGCUCCAAAGGCCAAAGUUCUCCAACUCACGGCUGCCUGGACUGAGCCCAUUCAACUCUUGCUGAAGGCACCUCUGCUGCUGUCCAGAGGCGAUUUGAUGCCGCAACGCUCCGGGGUGCUGCUGGUCUUGCAGGCGCAGGUUGAUGGUGCGAAGAUGGCUGGUUUGGGUGAGGUGACACCUCUUCCAUUGUUUCACAAGGAGACUUUAGAUGAGGCUAUAACUGAAGAAGUCCAAGGGGAAGCUCAGGCAGAAAGCCAGUUGAACUACAUCUUGGCACAGUGGAAUAGCCGACCUCCAAAGGUGCCAUUCGACCUUGGUCGAUUGGAUGGUACUUUGACCAAGUGGUUGGACCAGCAGUGUACAGGCAACCUCUUACCAUCGGUGAGAGCAGGACUUGAAAUGGCCUUGCUCCACCUCUUACGGCGAGCACCCGAAGGUUGGCGGAGGCCGCAGCGUUCAGAUGUGAGUAUCAACAGCCUGCUGGCGCGGGAUGAAGAUCUGGCCGCGGAUACCGCGCUGGUGGCCAAGUUCAAAGUGGGCAAAGAGCCAUUGGAGGAUGCCGAGCGAACCAACCAGCUGGCGAAGCUGCUGCUGGAGAAACGACCGCAGGCAUCGGCCUUGGACGGUGACGGCGAUGACUCUGUCGCUCUGCCCAUCCAACGUUUGCCGAAGCGAUUCUGCGGGGGUGGCCCGCCACCAGAAGCCAAAGAACUCGUAGCUGCAAUCUGCUUGUCGGUGCUGCAAGACGAAAAGCGUGUCACUGCAGUGCUGAACCAAUCUUGGGUGGAGACCUGGCAUGGCUGGGAAGAGUUAAAGGCGGAUGGGUCGGAUACUGUUGCCAUGAACGUCGCAGAGCGUUUGCUGCAGAUCGCUGGCGUCAAUGUAUUGGGAACCAAAAAGAAGCAUGCGCAAGAGGAAGCGAAGGGCACACGAGCGAAGAUGAAGGAGCAAGGCACGAAGACCGAGGCGAUGAGCGGAAGGGGUGGGAAGAAGCAAGUGGAACCGGCCGCGGAGUUGGAAGCCAUGGAAGUGGACGACGAUGUGGCAAGCAAUCGGCAGAAACCAUCGGAAAAAGACCCUACGGGCAAGGAUUCAAGCAGCGCCGCAGGGAAACCAGCAGCCAAGAGGCCGCUGGCUGGGGCCGUGAGUUCGCCUCGGAAAAGGUUACGCGGAAAACAGCCGGCGCCCGAACAAAGUCUAGCAAGGAACGAUGUCAAAGGAGAUGAUGCAUCGGACUGCGCCCUGGCGCUGGAUGAGUUUAUUUUACGGGCAUGGCACGCUACGCACGGAAACCCCGACCCACGAGCCCACAGUGACAUGGUGUUAGAAGCGCUGGGAAAACAGUUUCGGAAGAAACCCACGUUGCCACAUUGGAUGGCGAUCGCACCGCGAGAUGCGGCUUUCGAUUUGCCUGAUUACAUUUGUUCUUUCGAGGGAUGUAAUUUUACAUCGGACCUAGCGGAAGCGUUUGAAGACCAUAUUUGCCAGGAACAUCGCCGCGCACUGGAACCUUUGGCAUUCAAACAAGCAGCCAAGGCAAAGCUGUUGGAAGCAUACGGAGCAGGUUUAACGUGGGCAUGCCAGCAAGAUGCCCCGACGGCUCACAUUGCCAUUGAUAGGCGCUGUCUGCGGCAGUAUCGCAACUCGCAGAGCGGUGACAAGAUCGGGGCCGGCAUCUGUUUACUUUGCGCACGCCGGUUUCCGUAUGCCGACGCCAUGGGCGAGGGGGAUUGCAUACAAUGGAAACAAUUGGCGGGGAAGUCCCACUUUCUUGGCCUGUCUCUGGAAGAAACGAAACGAUGGCUGGGUUUAGACACGUAUUGGAGCACCUAUGCCAUGCAGCACGGGAAAACAGUCCGAGAACGCUUGCGAACCGAGUUGCAAGACUGGUGCGCUGACGUCGAACUUGCACCAGGAUCCGGAGCGCAGCAUGUGCGGGAAGCGGUGACUGGACAAGCAUAUAGUCAUCGGCCGUCGGACUCCGAGUGCUGGUGGCUGUCCCCAUACGAGUUCACCAUGCACUGGGAGUUGGUUCCAGCGCGCAUUCCGCAUUCCCGCGCCGAAUGGGAGGCAGCUAGUCCCGACGCCUGGGAUGUAGCACUUACCCCGGUCGGGGAACAAAAAUUGUUGCAAAGCCCGCUGCACACCGCUGCCAAAUUGAAGCCGAGCACAGAUUACCGCUUGAAAGUCCUGCGUUCCCGCGACCGCGUUUAUUUCGCAUCCGCUGCGGCCACUGCAGCACCGGCGCGACCGCAGAGAAGCUCUGGUGACUCUGGUGCAAGCACACCAUACAGUGCUUUGGAUCUGAAAGCCAUGCAGCAAGCUGCCCGGAAACGAUUCAACGCCGGACCCGCAGUUGCUUCACCCGAACCCAGUUCUGUGACAGUGCACCCGUGUCAAGCAUCCGCUGCGGCUGUGCGAACGUGGGCCGCUGCCUUGUCGCAUGCACCGUGCAACCCGGAGCAGCGAGCUUUUUGCGAGCUAGUCGCCGCACGCGUGGAAACCGAACUGGCAGCCGGCACCAAGGGCUACGUCGUCGGUUGGUCCACGAUUGCCAAUGAGACGCCUGCGCCGGAAG